Messenger RNA from Elephantulus edwardii (Cape elephant shrew), 963 nucleotides. RefSeq names its product annexin A13 (gene ANXA13). Bases 1 to 963 code for a protein of 320 amino acids. The record is from RefSeq and is a predicted model, not a curated record. The transcript has 11 exons. Gene Ontology annotation, molecular function: calcium-dependent phospholipid binding; calcium ion binding. Gene Ontology annotation, cellular component: cytoplasm. Lineage: Eukaryota; Metazoa; Chordata; Mammalia; Macroscelidea; Macroscelididae.
AUGGAGGUCGUGAACAUGAAGGCCGCCAAAGAAAAAAGAAGUCAUCAGGGUUUUGAUGUGGACCGCGAUGCCAAAAAGCUGUAUAAAGCCUGCAAAGGGAUGGGAACCGAUGAAGCUGCCAUCAUUGAAAUCCUAUCAAGCAGGACUUCAGACCAGAGGCAGCAAAUCAAACAGAAAUACAAGGCUGUGUAUGGCAAGGACCUGGAUGAGGUGCUCAAGGGUGAGCUCAGUGGAAACUUUGAGAAGGCAGCCUUGGCCCUCCUGGACCGUCCCAGCGAGUAUGCGGCCCGGCAGCUGCGGAAGGCCAUGAAGGGCCUGGGCACAGACGAGGCAGUGCUUAUUGAGAUCCUGUGCACCAGAUCCAAUAAGGAAAUUGUGGCCAUUAAGGAGGCCUACCAAAGGUUAUUUGACAGGAGCCUUGAGUCAGAUGUCAAGGAUGAUACAAGUGGGAGCCUGCGAAAGAUCCUGGUGGCCCUGUUACAGGCUAAUCGUGAUGAAGGCAAUGACGUUGACAAAGAGCUCGCUGGCCAGGAUGCCAAAGAUCUGUAUGAUGCAGGGGAAGGCCGUUGGGGCACUGAUGAGCUUGCCUUCAAUGAAGUCCUGGCCAAGAGGAGCCUCAAGCAGCUCCGAGCCACCUUUCAAGCCUAUCAAACGCUCAUGGGCAAAGACAUAGAAGAAGCCAUUGAAGAUGAGGCAUCAGGGGACCUGAAGAAAACCUAUCUGACUCUUGUGAGGUGUGCUCGGGACCUUGAGGGCUACUUUGCUGAGAGUCUAUACAAGGCCAUGAAGGGCGCGGGCACCAAUGAGGAGACGCUGAUCCAGAUCAUUGUGACCAGGGCUGAGGUUGACCUUAAGGGAAUAAAAGCAAAGUUCCAAGAGAAGUACCAAAAGUCUCUGUCGGACAUGGUUCGCUCUGACACCUCUGGGGACUUCCAGAAGCUUCUGGUGGCCCUCCUGCACUAA